AUGUCUCACGACGGCAGUCAAGCAUCACUACGACUCGAAGACGACAAGCCGGUACUCGAGUUUGUCGGAGUCGGCCAUAGUGAUCGAGUCAAGCGGCUUCAUGCCCUACUGGCAAAGGCAACAGAGUCGGUUGGGGGAAGAGUGAUAGAUAAUCCUUUCCACGGUGUAUUUGGCGAUCAACACCAGAUAACAGCUCAUCCUCUUGGUGGCGCUCAGAUGUCUCGAGAUAAUACCGGCGCUCGUGGGGUUACAAACCACGCUGGGGAAGUAUUUGCCGGAAGUGCCACUUCUGAGACUCAUUCUGGUCUUGUUGUCGUGGAUGGCGCGGUUGUUCCAGGAGCACUAUGUGUGAAUCCAGCGGCAACAAUUGCAGCUCUGGCCGAGCGAGCCGUUGAGUAUUACACGCAGGCACAUGGCCUGGUUAUUAACAGAGAACCAAACGGCGUGCUUGACUUGUACGGCACACCAGCCCACCGCCCUCGACCAAGUCCAUCGUAUGAGUCUGGCCCCAAAAAAUCAAACUCCAUGUCAAGAGCAAUGCAGACAGAGCUCACGCAAUGCACGAUCCGGCGCGUUGACCCGGUGCGAUACGCUGCCCCUGAUACUGUCGCGUUUACAGAGCUCAUGAGCGGCUUUGUGCAUAGCGGUCACAAUUUGCGGCUACAUGACAAGGACAGCCACAAAUUAUCGUCUCAGGCGGCAAGGAGCCGGAGCGAGACGGCACGGCUGCUCACAAGUAAUGUCAUGUAUGCGGUACCAUCGCCCGAAUGCCCCAGCGAGAGCCGGUUGUACAAAGGUAUUGUCAAAGGUACCUUCGUAUGCCCUACUAUCAAGGGUUCACCAUUCAUGAUAUCGCAAGGCAAAGUGGAGCUUCUUCGACAAGACAAUGAACUGUCAGGGACAACCACGGUUAUAUAUCAGUUUGAAAUGAUGGGCAUUAACGGGCGACGUCUUGAUUUUCACGGAUACAAGAGAAUUGACUCGUCUGCAUCCAUGGACAUGAGAGAGUUGUGGAAGUCGACAACUACGCUAUACGUUACUAUCACCGAGGCUGAAAAAGAGAGCCUCACGUCAGGGGGGAGUCACAGACCAGGCGGCACGUUUCCAAUUUCGCAUAAUUCUAGCCAUUAUAAUCUUUUGAUUGGGCCGGACAAAGCUACCAAAAUGAUUGCCGCAGGAAUUUUGAAAAUUCGAUUGAGCGACUUUCGAAAGCAACUUUUCACACUGACACCAACGGGCAAGAAUCUGCUGAAAAGAGCAGCAACCCUUGGCUGUUUUACAAACUACUUUUCUGGGAAACUUCUGCCUCACUUUUUCUUACCGUUUGCUCCACUGCGGUAUGCCACCAGGUCGCACCCUGAUUUCAUUAACCCGACCACGCCGACCCGAACGUACACGGUUACCGCGAGCGACGGGGUACAAACAAAACUACACAUGUGGGAGCCAGAUCUCGACUUCGUUCCCGGCGAUGAAUUUGGAAGCCCGGUGCCGGUCAAAAAUCUAUUCAUGAUUCCCGGAGCAGCAGUCGACCAUCAGAUAUAUGCUUUGCCGACGAUCCCUCUCAACGCAGUCAACUAUUUCACCCGAGCCGGUUAUCGGGUCUUUGUCACGGUGCACCGAAUUGGUAUCGUGGACAACCCUGAAGAUAAGAAAUGGACCACGUAUGAUGCCAGGCUCGACAUCAAGGCAUGCCUUGAACACAUUCGAGCGUCUCAGAAUACAGACAAGGUAUAUACAAUUGCACAUUGCAUGGGGUCUGUCGCCUUUGCGUGCGGUUUACUAGACGGCACCAUUCCCUCCGAGUGGAUUCUUGGAAUCACAUGCAGCCAAGUAUUCAUGAACCCGAUCUGGAGCAGGUCCAACAAGUUCAAGUCGUCCGUCAAGUUGGACAAGGCAUACACCCGCCUGGCCGGCCACUGGUUCAACUGCAGAGCGUCGACCAAGCAAGGGGCUUUGCAGGGCGCAGUAAACCAGCUCCUGCGGUUUUUGCCAGAUAAAAAGGGCGAGAAAUGCAACAACGCGUCUUGCCACCGCAUAAGCCUGCUGUUUGGUCGGUGCUGGAGUCACUACAACUUGAACGAGGCAACCCAUCGACACAUGGAUCGCUUCUUCAACGGUGCAAACAUGACGCUCAUGCCGUUGCUGAUGCGCAUGGGCCGCUUUGGAGCCGUGUCAACAAAUGGCCCGGCUUACGAGGAUCUCACCAGCGCAGACAAUGUAGAGCGCCUAAGGGGUAUUCCGUUCUUCUUCUUCUCAGGAGGAGACAGCGACGUUCUCUCGCCCAUGGCCACGCAGAAGACUUACGAGCGACUGUGCAACACGUUUGGUGUUUCGGCUGGUAGAGAUGGCGGAGGGAUACAGUACCGUAGGAAGGUUAUACCGGGAUAUGGACAUCUGGAUGGCUGGAUGGGACGUAACGCGUGGAGGGAUGUAUAUCCUAUGGUCCGCGAGGAGGUAGAUCGCGUGGUUAGGGGUGAAGGGUAUGAGUUCCGGGAGGCUGCUAAUCCUUUCAGUGAUGCUUAUGGAGUUUUAUGA
This is a messenger RNA of Metarhizium acridum CQMa 102, 2535 nucleotides long. RefSeq lists its product as uncharacterized. Lineage: Eukaryota; Fungi; Ascomycota; Sordariomycetes; Hypocreales; Clavicipitaceae. The record is from RefSeq and is a predicted model, not a curated record. Gene Ontology annotation, molecular function: flavin adenine dinucleotide binding; oxidoreductase activity, acting on CH-OH group of donors.